AUGGCCAAGAUCGGCUUCACAUACGCCCAACCAUUUCUGAUCAGCCGUGUUAUCAGUUUUGUCGAAGCCCCGGCUUCAGAACAACACCGCAGCCAUGCCCUGGGACUGGUGGGGGCUGCUUUCCUAGUCUAUCUCAGUAUUGCCACAUUGCAGAUGCGUGACUCGUACGAUGAAUCGGCCGCGCUUACGCUCAUGAGCACGGACAUCGAUCGUGUCACUGUGGGCUUACAAAAUCUCCAUGAGGUAUGGGCGCGCAUUGUGGAAAUUGCAAUCGGCAUGUGGCUGCUGGUUGAGCAAUUGGGCGCGGUGGCCGUGGUGCCCAUUGGAUUGAUCGUCUUAUGCACCUUUGCCAACUCGCAACUUUCCAAAUUAAUUGUCGGAAGGCAAAAGGUCUGGAACGCGGCUGUGCAGAAACGCAUUGCCGUCACGGCAUCUAUGCUGGGUUCGAUGAAGAGCAUGAAGAUCAUGGGCGUGACUGAGGCGGUGGAGAGCAGCGUGCAGCAGUACCGCCGCAAGGAAAUCCAGUCCGCCAUGGGAUUUCGCUGGCUGUCAUUGUGGACGAACACCAUUGCUUCUGCCCCGUUGAUAUUUGCCCCAGUCCUGACGUUCGUGGUGUUUGUAGCACAAGCCACUGCUCGCGGCACCGAUAGCCUGUCCACGAACCAGGCUUUUAGGUCUCUCUCCAUUAUAACCUUGGUCACCCAACCCGCCUCCCUCCUUAUGUUUGCGAUUAAUGAGUCUGCAGCCAUGAAAGGCUGCUUUGAUCGACUCCAGAAAUUUCUUCGUGCUCCAGCAGGUUCGGAUAGUCGGACCGGAGUCACUGGACUCGGUGGUUCUCACAGUGGUGACUCGGGGUCAGAGGUGAGCCCCAGCCAUCCCAACGGUAAGACAAUGCGUGAGGGAGAUGAGAAAGGGGCAGAGGCUAGCAUCCAUUUGACCCUCAUCACCGUUGGGGUCCAGCAAGCGACGAUCCGGCCUGCACCAACCGUCGACCCAGCUCUAAAUCAGGUAUCCAUGGACUGUCCAGACGGCUCCCUCACGCUGGUGGUGGGACCCGUCGGCUGUGGAAAAUCGACACUACUCCGAGCGGUCUUAGGAGAACUACCCUGCGACGCAGGCACCAUUUCCGUCUCCACAAAAGACAUUGCCUUUUGUGCUCAGAGCCCCUGGUUGCCCAAUGGUACCAUUAAAGAUGUUAUCUGCGGGUUCUGCGACGAGGAAAAAAUUGAUCAUGUAUGGUUUCAGACUACCAUCCAUGCCUGUGCUCUGGAGGAAGACCUGUCGCAUCUCCCUCAGGCCGAACAGACUGUAGUUGGGAGCCGAGGAGUAACCCUUAGUGGCGGUCAAAAGCAGAGAGUGGCGCUUGCUCGAGCGGUCUACGCUAGACGCGGUAUUAUUUUACUGGAUGAUGUUCUGAGCGCCCUGGAUCAGAAGACCGAAGCACUGGUCGUAAACCGCUUAUUCAGUGAGCAAGGAUUAUUUCGGCGGUUACAGACUACCAUCCUCCUGGUGACUCACUCCGUCCGCCAUCUCAACAUCGCCGACCAGGUCAUCGUCCUAAGUCGGGAGGGAAAGCUCCGAGAGAUUUUGAGGGGCCAGGACAUCCAGAAAAGCAAAACAGGCAUAGCGACCUACGGCUAUGAGGGGGUCCUCGGUGCGGAGGACGUUGCCGGUGCACCCCAGCCAUCCUCCAAACCACGGCCAGCAAUCAAGGCACCGCGACCGGAUGACGCAGAUCUGACACGCCAGACUGGUGACAUGGCAGUCUAUGCGUACUACUUUCGAUCUUUUGGCUGGCUUCGGACAUUUGGCUUCGUAGCUUCUACCGCGUUGUUUGCCUUUGCAACCGCCUUCCAGCAGAUCUGGCUUCAAUGGUGGACAAACGUGAACGGAGGUUCUAUUGAAAAAUAUAUGGGUGUCUAUGUUGUCCUGGCUGUUGCCGCUAUGUUUUUCCGCUGUCUAACCUUCUGGUGGGCUCUGAUCUGGAUGUCGCCAAUCUCCUCUCUCAAUCUUCAUCGAAUCCUUCUACGGGUUGCUGUUGGCGCGCCUUUAUCUUUCUUUGCAAAAACCGAUAGUGGUGUAAUAUUGAACCAGUUCAGCCAGGACAUCGGUUUGAUUGACCGGGUAUUGCCUCUUUGCCUGAUUCGCGUGGUUGUCCAGAUUUUCCAAAUCCUUUCCCAGACAGCACUUAUCGCUAUGGGCUCAACUUAUAUGUCCGUUUGUAUUCCAAUCUGUGCCGUCACCGUGUACUGGUUGCAGCGGUUCUACCUCCGAACGUCGCGCCAACUGCGAUUUCUCGAUCUUGAGUCCCGGAGCCUGCUGUACAGUCAUUUUCUGGAGACCCUAGAGGGCCUGGCCACACUUCGUGCAUUUGGCUGGCAGGAGAAAUUUCAGGAGACCAACACCAAGCUUCUGGACACCACCCAGAGGCCCUUCUACUUGAUGUACUGCAUCCAAUGCUGGCUCAACCUUGUUCUCGAUCUCCUCGUUGCGGCAGUUGGGGUUGUAGUCAUUGCCCUGGCGGUCUUACUGCCGCAUAUGACCAGUGCGGGCACUAUCGGCCUGGCACUGAAUAAUGUUCUCGGAUUCAACCAAGCUCUGGCUGUCUUGAUUGACAGCUGGACACAGUUAGAGACCUCGCUGAGGGCGAUUGCGAGACUGAAAAAUUUGGAGCAGACUGUCAAACCUGAGUAUCAGGAAGGGGAAGAUAUUAUUUACCCGGAAACAUGGCCGGAGCAUGGUGCCAUUGAACUGAAGGAUAUUUCGGCUUCUUACGGCCCCUCCAUUCCAGCUCUGGAAAAGAUCUCCAUGUCUGUACUGCCUGGCCAAAAAGUAGGCAUUUGUGGGCGGACCGGAAGCGGCAAGAGCUCACUUCUGUUAUCCUUACUCCGACUAUUGGACCUUGACAGUGGAAGUAUCGGGGUUGACGGAUACGACCUGCAAACCCUGCCACGGGAGCUGGUACGCAGUCGUAUCGUUGCCAUCCCCCAAGAGCCUUUCUUCUUGAGCGAAUCUGUUCGGAUCAACGUCGACCCCAGCCAAAGGUUGCCCGACGAAGCCAUUAUCAAUGCUCUCAAGAAAACGAAGGGGGAGCAGCAGUUGUUCUGUCUGGCUCGCACGAUGCUACGCUCGGGGAAGAUUUUGAUCCUCGACGAAGCAACAAGCAAUGUCGACGCCGAGACGGAUCAGGUCAUGCAAGGGAUCAUUCGGGACGAGUUUCAGGACUACACGACCCUUACCGUUGCUCAUCGAUUGGAUACGAUUAUGGAUUCGGACAUGGUUGCGGUGUUGGACCAGGGGAGAUUGACCGAGUAUGGGCCUCCUCAGGAUUUGCUGGCUCAACCGUCCAUGUUUGCGGACCUAGUGGGUAGGUCCAGCGUUGAGAGCACGGUCACUACCCCGGCGUCGGGCUGA
Molecule: messenger RNA, 3414 nt
Organism: Penicillium samsonianum
Lineage: Eukaryota; Fungi; Ascomycota; Eurotiomycetes; Eurotiales; Aspergillaceae
Exons: 13
Coding region: 1-3414 (1137 amino acids)
Biological process (GO): transmembrane transport
Cellular component (GO): membrane
Molecular function (GO): ATP binding; ABC-type transporter activity; ATP hydrolysis activity
Source: RefSeq, a predicted model, not a curated record